This is a messenger RNA of Symsagittifera roscoffensis, 1664 nucleotides long. RefSeq names its product dihydrolipoyllysine-residue succinyltransferase component of 2-oxoglutarate dehydrogenase complex, mitochondrial-like. Gene Ontology annotation, biological process: tricarboxylic acid cycle. The transcript has a single exon. The coding region runs from base 204 to 1556 and encodes 450 amino acids. Gene Ontology annotation, cellular component: mitochondrion; oxoglutarate dehydrogenase complex. Gene Ontology annotation, molecular function: dihydrolipoyllysine-residue succinyltransferase activity. NCBI's taxonomy places the organism in Eukaryota, Metazoa, Xenacoelomorpha, Acoela, Convolutidae. The record is from RefSeq and is a predicted model, not a curated record.
GGCACGCCAUACAUUUCAGGUAAACGCAUGGGUUUCGUGGGCUUCGUUUUCCGUGUAUUUAUGAUGCUCCGGAAGCUAGCGCCGCGCAAUUAAUUGGCUUUUCCCCAGCGGGGAGUCUACUUGUGCUUUCAUUAGUGAAUGGUUUGAUGUCGGUUUUUCAGUAUCGAAUGGAAGAGUCUAUAAUAUAAAAAAAGAGUUUUUGGAUGAAGACUGUUUCUGCGAUCAGAAUCUUGACACGAAGAUGCGGCUUCGUUUCAACUGAGGCUCGGGUUAGAAUACCGAAUUUUAGUUCUACAUCUUCUCUGGCUGUUUUGCUGUCUGCUGAAAGCCGCGAAUGUCGUUACCUUCAUACAAGCGGAAUUAUGCUGGGAGAAAUUCACAUUCUGAAAACCCCAGCAUUUGCAGAAAGUGUAACAUCAGGAGAUCUUAAAUGGAUAAAAGAAGCUGGAGAUUCUGUGCUUGUAGAUGAAGUGGUUGCUGAAGUGGAAACAGACAAAACUUCAGUUCCGAUAAACUCCCCUGUUAGUGGAGCUUUGAAAACUGUUCUAGUUGAGGAUGGCGAAUCAGUCGAGGCGCAUCAGAAUAUUGCCGAGAUUGAAGAAGGCGAAGUUGCUGCCAGCACUAGCGAGGUAGCUGAAAAACAGCCUGUCGAACAGAAAACUGAGGGCACUGUUUCAGCGUCUCAAGUUGAAGAAAAAGUUUCGGCGACAGAGUCUUCGACAGAUGCGGUAAAGCCACCAACGGAGGUCCCUCCCAUGCCAAAAGCUCCCGCUUCAUCAAAACCUGUUUCCGAGUUGUCUGUAUUAGAUGCUGGUGCCAAAUCCAGAUCUGAUCUGAUCGGAGGGUUCAGUAGAAACGAAACUAGAGUGAAAAUGAACAGGAUGAGGCUGAAAAUUGCGAAACGAUUAAAAGAAGCUCAAAACACAGCUGCGAUGUUGACAACAUUCAAUGAAAUUGAUAUGUCGAACGCGAUCGAACUUCGAAAUAAAAACAAGGAUAUGUUUUUGAAGAAACAUAAUCUGAAAUUAACAUUCAUGUCGGCCUUUUUCAAGGCAAGUAUAUACGCUUUGAAAGAUUCUCCGGCUGUCAACGCAGUUAUCGACGAUAACACUAAUGACAUAGUUUACAGGGACUACAUUGACAUUAGUGUUGCUGUCGCUACGCCUAAAGGACUCGUUGUUCCGGUUUUGCGAAACUGCAAUGACAUGAAUUACGUUGAAAUUGAAAAGGGACUUGCGCAACUGGCGUUGAGAGCUAGAAACAAUGAACUGGCCAUCGAAGACAUGGAUGGUGGAACAUUCACAAUCAGUAACGGAGGAGUCUUUGGAUCUCUGUUUGGGACCCCUAUCCUGAAUCCGCCUCAGUCUGCUAUCCUAGGCAUGCACGCAAUUAAUGAAAGACCGGUUGCUAUUAACGGCGAAGUUGAAAUUCGACCAAUGAUGUUUGUGGCCCUAACCUACGAUCAUCGUUUGCUUGAUGGAAGGGAAGCUGUUAUGUUCUUACGGAAAAUUAAAACCGCUAUAGAGGACCCAAGAGCUAUGCUACUGGACUUAUAGAUGCAGCAAAAAUUGAAUCGAACGAAUUUUGGCGCGUUACAUUAUUUCAAAUUUAACCUACAAUACUUAAGAUUACUAAACAAUGAAUAAAUUGUUGACUAAAUAAAA